UACUGUUAUCACAAAUAUGUACACGUAAUUUCAAAAUUUUUUUAAUAAAAAAAAUGUAAAUUGAAAACAAAUUUUUUCUUUUUACAAAAAAAAAAAACUUCCUUGAAUAGAUCGAAUGAAAAAAAUGCGAAAAGGAGGCUGGUAAAUCAAUGCCAAGGAUCAUUAAGUAGGUGAAGGUGAACAAGAUCCAACAAUUUACUUUUAAAACCUCCAUAUAUAUAUUUAUAUAUAUUUUUCAUUAUUUCUACAAAGAACUUAAAUACAACUCAUUUGUAAUUCUCGUUGGCUUGUGUCUAGUUAAAUAUUUAUUAAUAAAGUUUAAUUGUUUUUUAUUUAAGUUAUUAAUUAAUUAAUUAAUUAUUAAAGGUUUAGUAUGUAAAAAAAAAAAAAUUUUGUGGGAUGAUAUCACAAAUUAAUAUCAUUGCAUAUUGAGGAUGAGUCAGAAAAUAAAAAUAAUAAGAUUUGUGGUUUUCAUUUGACACGCUCCCCAUGGGAUCCUUAUCCAUGGAUCAGUUACGUUGAACCUGGAAGUAUUGCUGAUAAAUCUGGCCUUAAGUUAUUAAUUUUAUUUUUUUUUGAUUUCUUGAACUGGCUUAGUGAAAUUUAAAAUUUAUGUUACACAUGUGUUCGUGAUGUGAUUUCAUGAAGUUUGAGUACCCACAUCGAUAUAUUUUAAAAAUCAAAAAAAAAAUUUUGAAAAAUUUUUUUUUUGGAAAAUAAAGUCGAAUUCAGUGAAUUUGACGUCAUUCUGAGUAAAAUGAGUACCCACAAGCGUACAUUUAAAAAUACUUGAUAUUAAAAUCAAAAUGGCCGCCAUGUUAAUGAUUAAUUAACUCAUUAAAUUAAUGUACGACCAUAUUAUCGUAAUGUAGCUUUGUGGGUAUUCAUUUUACUCGUAAUUACAUCAGCUAAUGAUAUAUUCUGUGAAUUUUAUAAUUAAAGCCGGUGAUUGUCUUUUGGACAUAAAUUCAACUGAUAUAGUUGGAUUAAGGGUCAAAGAAAUAGCUUCGUUAAUAAAACGUGACCCUGGGGUCACAAUAAAUUUACAAGUAUGGCGUCAUGAUGAUGAAAAUCAGGAUACAUCUGAAUUUGGCGUCGCAGUAUCAGGACCACUUCCUUCUUUGGCACGUAAAUUAGCUAAAGCCGUUUCGGGUACAAUUUGUGCACUAGAGUGUCCAAUUUGUCUAGAAACUGCCUCAUCACCAGUAUCUCAGUGUGUCCAUGGUCAUAUUUUGUGUUCAAACUGUCGUAAAAAAACCCCGAGAUGCCCAAUAUGUAGAAUUAGGUUAGGUCAGGGCAGGUGUCUACUCGCUGAUCAAAUUCAAAUAAAUAUUCGUGAUGCUUAUCAAGAAGAUUUCUCACGUCUACUAUCUCAAGCUUCAGCAAAUGGUCAAAUUUUAAGCUCAGCUUUGAGAGAAAAAUUAUUUGGUAAAUCUGUCGGUAAAAAUACUGCCGAUAAAAAAGAAAAUGCGAUUUUACCAGCUGUACAGAUUAAGCGACGGCUGGGACGAUUUCUUCUAGGAGGUUUUGAUAAAGCAGCAUCUGUUGAUAAUUUAACAAAUGAACCGUCAUCAUCAUCAUCAGCAUCACCAUUACCAUGUUAUCGGCGAUUAGGGGAAUUAUUUACCGGCGAUCGGGCGAAAUCUGCAAGUACUGGAGAAUUACGUGAAGAUAGAGAUCAUUCAUCUGGAAAUAAGAUCCAAUUAAAUGGCUCCCAAUUGGAGGGAAAUAGAAAUUUUUAUAAAAAUUCAAGUGGAUAUUUAAGUGUUCCCGCGCCAUCGACGCCUUGUUGGGGUGGUUCUAUGGAAUCCGUUGUCAACUCAUUUCCUUGUCCGCUGAGUUAUAAAACUUCUUGCUAUGAGCCCGUUCAUAACGAAAAUUUAAUUGAGCAUUUUGGUAAAAAUCAUCAGAUCGUACAAAUUCACUUCUAUGGAUCUAAAAUAACUAUCCCGAUAAAAAUAGAUUUUAAUUGUGAUACUAUUCAUGUUAUUCAUUAUGCCAAUGAUUUAUUUUUCUUUCAUUUGGAGCAAGAGACAGCAUGGAUGACAAGCCCCUCAACUAAAGGCGAGUGGAUUCUACACGGCAGAAGUUCUGAAAACACGGAAAUAAAAUUAAAACGUCAGAUCACUAAAAUCGAUACCGUAAAACCAGUUGCCGAUCUCGCGCCAAUUCCCAAGGCAUUUAAUAUCAUAGUUCUGGAUAUUGAGUUACUGGUAUCACAGUCCGAGGGUCUAGAUAUUUAAUACUAUAAAUAAUAAAAUUUAAAUUGUCAAUGAUUAACAAUUUUUUUUAUUUCGUAUACAAAAAGGUACAAAAGAUAUAAUUAUUAUAGUUACAAUUACAAUAACACAUACUGUGUUCAAUCACUUAUUACAAGUAAAUUUAUCUUGUAUAAUAAUAAUAAUCACUUAUACUAUAAAUAAUUGAGCAUAAAUAUUGAUAAUUAAUAAGUUCAUUAAAAAUUAUGAAAGCUCGUGGAUAAAAUUUUGUCAAUUUUUGAU
Microplitis demolitor is the source of this 2501-nucleotide messenger RNA. Its product is annotated as PDZ domain-containing protein. Gene Ontology annotation, cellular component: cytoplasm. The transcript is spliced from 5 exons. Gene Ontology annotation, biological process: proteasome-mediated ubiquitin-dependent protein catabolic process; multicellular organism development. Bases 912 to 2243 code for a protein of 443 amino acids. Gene Ontology annotation, molecular function: ubiquitin protein ligase activity; ubiquitin conjugating enzyme binding. The record is from RefSeq and is a predicted model, not a curated record. NCBI's taxonomy places the organism in Eukaryota, Metazoa, Arthropoda, Insecta, Hymenoptera, Braconidae.